UUUAUUUUUCUUUUCGGUUUUCUUAAACGAUUAGGCAAAAUGAAGUUGUUUUUUACGCUUCAAUUUCGUGAAUGCAGAGAAGUUUUGCGCUAAAUAGAUAAACCUCAUAAAAGCCAACAGAUUAGUACUACUUCUUUACCAAGAAAAUUUUCAUCUUUCAACCCCACUGUAAUUUCCUACUACUAGUACUACUACUACUACUACUACUACUUCAAUUCCCAACUGUUCGAUUCUGAAACUGAAUUUUUCCUCCUCCGAUCAAUUGAUGUGCUUUGUUUGCGUUAGAUUAUAGGAAAGAACAUAAUUUACCCCAAUGGGGAACGUUACUUCCACUCCGGGCCGGCCCGAACCUCCACCACCGCCACCGCCACUACCCGCCUCACAACCGCCGCCAUCAGCGGCAGAGCCACUAGAGCUGCCACCACCGGGCCAGAAUUUUACCUGCGAAAUCUGCAUAGAGCCAAUCGAGAUAGCAACACAGACGUUCAGAACCCAAAAUCCCAGGUGCCGAACUCAUUAUUUCUGUAACGACUGCAUGAUCAAGUACAUCAAAGCCAAGCUGGAGGACAGCGUGCCCAGAAUACCUUGUCCGGCUUUGAAUUGCUCUGAAUUUCUCGACCCGGAAGAGUACUGGGUUCUGGUGGGUGACCCGCUGUUCGUCCGGUGGUGUGACGGGCUCUGUGAAUCGGCGAUUAUGGGAAUGGACCGGUGUUAUUGCCCUAAUGUGAACUGUUCGUCUUUGAUUGUGAAUGAGUGCGGAGGGACUGUGAAGAAGGCAACUUGUCCCAAUUGCAAGAGAUCAUUUUGCUUUCGGUGCAAAAUUCCAUGGCAUUCUGGGUUCAGGUGUGAAGAGACUGGCGAGUUGAGGGAUCAAAACGACCGUGCAUUUGGGGUUCUUGCAGAGCAGAGGAAGUGGAAGAGAUGCCCUCGAUGUCAUCAUUUUGUUGAGCUCAUUGCAGGCUGCAGAAUUGUUAAAUGCAGAUGCCAUGCCUCAUUUUGCUACAGCUGUGGAAGACUAGUCCAGCAUGGGUGUGAUUGCGGGGGACGCUGCCAACGUAUCUUUAACUGUUUGCUUUACAUCGUGUUGGGCUUUAAUCUGUUAUUAUUCUUCUUGUAUUUUAUGUGCCAAUAUUGACAUGUAUAAUAACUUUCAGCGGGAAAUUGCUAGUUGGUCUGGAUAUUUCAGUUCUUUUUCUUCCCCCUCUUUCCCUAAGCUUCUUAAUCUGGUAUUUGUUGGUAUGGAUGUAUGAAUCCUGCUAGCUGAUCCUUUAAGUUACAGAUAACCGAAUGCGUAAAGUGAGGCCUGGAAAGCCUUUCAUAUUCUCAUGAACAUAUAACUUUCAUACUGGGCUAAGAUAAGUGAAACUUCGCUUAAGUUUCUGUUCUUUGUGACGUUUUAAACAUAUUUUGCUCUGCAAUUACUAGCAAGUUCAUUAUUCAGUUGUUUGGGUUUGAUUAUCCCCGAUGUAUAUAUAGAAUGGCAAUGUAUAACUCUGCAAAGUAGUAAGCUGAUUUCCCCCUUUCUUUUCAAACAUUUGGAAUGUAGAUGCCUUACCUCAUUUUGCUACAACUGUGGAAGACAAGUCCAUCAACACUGGUGCAACUGCGAUGGCCUGAGUAGGAGGCGUUUCUUUUGUAUCAUACUCUUUGUUUUAGUCAUCCAAUUCUCCCUUUACCUGUGUUUCAUCAUCUUCUCUGCUACAUUUCCAGCUCGAGAUGUAUAAUCUUACAUAUAAUUUGAUCAGAACAUUUCUGUUUUAUAUUCUUCAUCUGGAUCUGUACAUAUGAAACUUAAUGAAACCUCCAACAAAUCUCUCCACCUGUUUCUAAUUUUCGUGAUAACCAAAUGAUAUUUGAGGUGUGGAAACGGGAAGUUGGUUCACAGUCACACUAGCUACAGCCUCGUAGUAUACUUGGUUAGGCUAUGUGAAAUGUCCCCAAGAUUCAGUUCUUUGGUAUUCUAAAAUGCAUUGCAAUUGCUAGCU
Oldenlandia corymbosa var. corymbosa is the source of this 1985-nucleotide messenger RNA. The record is from the annotation of a GenBank genome assembly. NCBI's taxonomy places the organism in Eukaryota, Viridiplantae, Streptophyta, Magnoliopsida, Gentianales, Rubiaceae.